Messenger RNA from Lagenorhynchus albirostris (white-beaked dolphin), 4771 nucleotides. It is a transcript of the gene ATP10A, whose product is annotated as ATPase phospholipid transporting 10A (putative). Gene Ontology annotation, biological process: phospholipid translocation. Gene Ontology annotation, molecular function: ATP binding; ATP hydrolysis activity; magnesium ion binding. The record is from RefSeq and is a predicted model, not a curated record. NCBI's taxonomy places the organism in Eukaryota, Metazoa, Chordata, Mammalia, Artiodactyla, Delphinidae. Gene Ontology annotation, cellular component: plasma membrane.
CAUGGAGUGGGAGCUGGCGGCGGCUGAGGAGCCCGGGACCCCGGGACGGCGGCGGCGGCGGCGGCGGCGACGGCGGCGGCGCCGGGAGGUCAGGACGCGCACGGUGCGCUCCAAUCUGCUGCCGCCCCCGGGCGCCGAAGACCCUUUGGCGAGCGCGGCCAAGGGCGCGCGGCGGCGGCGGCGGUGCGGGGGCGCCCAGCACCUGGCCGACAACCGGCUCAAGACCACCAAGUACACUCUGCUGUCCUUCCUGCCCAAGAACCUGUUCGAGCAGUUCCAUCGCCUGGCCAACGUGUACUUCGUCUUCAUCGCGCUGCUCAACUUCGUGCCGGCGGUGAACGCCUUUCAGCCCGGCCUGGCACUAGCGCCCGUGCUCUUCAUCCUGGCGGUCACGGCCUUCAAGGACCUGUGGGAGGACUACGGCCGUCACCGCUCCGACCAAGAGAUCAACCACCUGGGCUGCCUCGUCUUCAGCAGGGAAGAAAAGCAGUACGUGAACCGAUUCUGGAAAGAAAUCCGCGUGGGAGACUUUGUGCGUCUUCGCUGCAACGAGAUCAUCCCUGCAGACAUCCUGCUGCUCUGUUCGAGUGACCCCGACGGGCUGUGCCACAUCGAGACGGCCAACCUGGAUGGAGAGACCAACCUGAAACGGCGCCAGGUGGUCCGAGGCUUCUCCGAGCUCGUCUCCGAAUUCAAUCCUUUGACGUUCACCAGCGUAAUCGAGUGUGAGAAGCCCAACAACGACCUGACUAGGUUUCGUGGGUGCAUCAUACACAACAACGGGAAAAAGGCUGGGCUCUACAAAGAAAACCUGCUGCUUCGAGGCUGCACCAUCCGAAACACAGAAGCCGUCGUGGGCAUCGUCAUCUACGCAGGACAUGAGACCAAGGCUCUGCUGAACAACAGCGGGCCCCGCUACAAGCGCAGCCGGCUGGAGAGGCAGAUGAACUGCGACGUGCUCUGGUGUGUCCUCCUCCUCGUUUGUAUGUCUCUGUUUUCAGCCGUCGGACAUGGACUAUGGGUGCAGCGCUAUCAAGAGAAGAAAUCAUUAUUUGAUGUCCCUGAGUCUGACGGCACCUCUUUAUCCCCAGUCACAGCUGCAGUUUAUUCGUUUUUGACAAUGAUAAUAGUUCUGCAGGUUUUGAUCCCAAUUUCCUUGUACGUUUCCAUUGAAAUUGUUAAAGUAUGCCAAGUGUACUUCAUUAACCAGGAUAUAGAGUUGUAUGAUGAGGAGACAGACUCACAGCUGCAGUGCCGAGCCCUGAACAUCACGGAAGACCUAGGGCAGAUACAGUAUAUCUUCUCCGAUAAAACUGGCACUUUAACUGAGAAUAAGAUGGUUUUCCGAAGAUGCACUGUGUCUGGCAUAGAAUAUUCUCAUGAUGCAAAUGCCCGGCGUCUGGCCAGGUACCAGGAAGCAGACUCGGAGGAGGAGGAGGUGGUGCCCAGAGGGGGCUCACUGCCCCAGCGCAGCAGCACCGGGAGCCACCAAAGCAUCCGAGUCGUGCAUCGGAGCCAGAGCACCAGGUCACACCGGCGCACCAGCAGCCGUGCCGAGGCCAAGAGGGCCAGCAUGCUGUCCAAGCACACAGCCUUCAGCAGCCCCAUGGAGAAGGACAUAACGCCCGACCCGAAGCUGCUGGAGAAGGUGAGCGAGUGUGACAGGUGCCUGGCCUUUGCAAGGCACCAGGAGCACCCAUUGGCCCACCUCUCACCUGAGCUGUCUGACAUUUUCGACUUCUUCAUUGCACUCACCAUCUGCAACACAGUGGUGGUCACAUCCCCGGAUCAGCCACGACAAAAGGUGAGGGUGCGCUUCGAGCUGAAGUCCCCGGUGAAGACGAUAGAAGAUUUCCUCCGGAGGUUCACGCCCAGCCGCCUGGCCUCGGGCUGCAGCAGCAUUGGGAGCAUGGCCACCAACAAGUCGGUGCACAAGUCCAGCCUCUUGUCCACGCUGGCCAACAACGGCACGUUGUUCCGGCUGGAGGAGAGGCUGCGCCCGCCGGCCCCAGGCCUUGCCAGCAAUGGCUACAGCAGCGGGGCAGACGGCUGGGCACCUGAGUGCUCAGCACAGGAGCCUGAGCCCGAGGGGGAGCUGCGCUACGAGGCCGAGAGCCCCGACGAGGCAGCUCUCGUCUACGCCGCCCGCGCCUACAGCUGCGCGCUCGUGGACCGACUGCACGACCAGGUGUCGGUAGAGCUGCCCCACCUGGGCAGGCUCACCUUCGAGCUCCUGCACACGCUGGGCUUCGACUCCAUCCGCAAGAGGAUGUCAGUGGUGAUCCGGCACCCACUCACGGACGAGAUCAACGUCUACACCAAGGGGGCCGACUCGGUGGUCAUGGACCUCCUGCUGCCCUGCUCCACAGAUGACGCCAGAGGAAGGCAUCAAAAGAAGAUCUGGAGCAAGACUCAGAACUACCUCAACCUGUACGCUGUGGAGGGCCUGCGCACCUUGUGCAUCGCCAAGAGGGUUCUGAGUAAGGAAGAGUAUGCCUGUUGGCUGCAGAGCCACUUGGAAGCGGAAUCCGCCCUGGACAACCGCGAGGAGCUCCUGUUUCAGUCUGCCAUUCGCCUGGAGAGGAAUCUGCAUCUGUUGGGUGCCACUGGGAUUGAAGACCGCCUGCAGGACGGAGUCCCUGAAACCAUUGCUAAAUUGCGUCAAGCAGGCCUGCAGAUUUGGGUUCUCACUGGUGACAAACAGGAAACAGCCAUUAACAUCGCUUACGCAUGCAAACUGCUGGACCACGACGAGGAAGUCAUCACCCUGAACGCCGAAUCCCAGGAGGCGUGCGCAGCCCUGCUGGACCAGUGCCUACACUAUGUGCAGUCCAGGAGCCCCCACAGUGCUGCCGACAAGACCGCUGGUGGCGUGAGCGUGGGCUUCUCCCCACUCUGCCCGCCCUCUGCAGCUGCCAUGUCUGGCCCCAGCCCCAGCCUUGUGAUCGAUGGGAGAAGUCUGGCCUACGCCCUCGAGAAAAACCUGGAGGACAAAUUCCUCUUCCUUGCUAAGCAGUGCCGGUCUGUCCUUUGUUGUCGCUCGACUCCCCUGCAGAAGAGCAUGGUGGUGAAGCUGGUCAGGAGCAAGCUCAAGGCCAUGACUCUGGCCAUAGGAGAUGGAGCCAAUGACGUCAGCAUGAUCCAGGUGGCAGACGUGGGCGUGGGACUCUCAGGCCAGGAGGGCAUGCAGGCAGUGAUGGCCAGCGACUUUGCGGUGCCCAAAUUCCGAUACCUCGAGAGGCUCUUGAUCGUUCAUGGACACUGGUGCUAUUCCCGACUUGCCAACAUGGUGCUGUACUUCUUCUACAAAAACACAAUGUUCGUGGGCCUCCUGUUUUGGUUCCAGUUUUACUGUGGCUUCUCUGCAUCCGCCAUGAUUGACCAGUGGUAUCUGAUCUUCUUUAAUCUGCUCUUCUCAUCGCUUCCCCAGCUUGUGACUGGGGUGCUGGACAAGGACGUGCCGGCUGACGUGCUGCUGACCAAGCCGCAGCUCUACAAGAGCGGCCAGAACAUGGAGGAAUAUCGGCCUCGUACGUUCUGGUUGAACAUGGCUGAUGCUGCCUUCCAGAGCCUGGUGUGUUUUUUCAUUCCCUACCUGGCCUACCACGACUCAGACACAGACAUGUUCACCUGGGGGACCCCCAUCACCGCCAUCGCGCUGUUCACCUUCCUCCUGCACCUGGGUAUAGAAACCAAGACCUGGACCUGGCUCAACUGGAUGGCUUGUGGCUUCAGUAUACUUUUAUUUUUCACUGUGGCUUUGAUUUAUAAUGCUUCCUGUGCAAUGUGCUACCCUCCAUCCAACCCCUAUUGGACCAUGCAGACGUUAAUGGGCGACCCUGUGUUUUACUUCAUUUGUCUCAUAGCACCCGUCGCCGCGCUGCUGCCCAGAUUGUUUUUCAAAGCCCUGCAGAGGAGCCUUUUCCCCACCCAACUGCAGCUGGGACGUCAGUUGGUUAGAAGGUCCCCCAGGAAACUCAGGGCUCCCAAAGAGACCUUUGCUCAGGGACACCUCCCAGGAGAACCGAGGACGGAACCGUCAGAACAGAGGAGCAUCAGUGCCUCGGGGUCCUUCUCCCAGGACUGUAGCUCGCAGGUGUUUUGGCAUGCACAGCAGUCGUCCUGCUCUCCAGAGGCCAGCGGGGAGCCCAGCGUGGUGGACAUGGGCAUGUCUCUGAGGGAGGACACCCUGCUGGAAGGGCUGGGCAGCCAGACCCCAGGGUCCUCCUCACCAGGGAAGGUGAUCCCGGAAGGCUGUCCAGGGGACUCCAAGAUGAAACCCACAAGUGCCAGCAGGGCAGCUGCCCUGUCGUCCAUCUUCAGCCUGCCCAGCCUCAGCUCACUCAACUGGAUUUCCUCCCUCUCUCUGGUCAGCGGGCUGGGAAGUGUCCUACAGUUCUCCCGAAGGUUUACAGAUGGACAGGCGGGACGGCGAGUUCCUACCCAGCCCCCCGCAGCCAGACCAGGACCUGCGAGGCUUGAGUGGGCAGACCACGGACUACUUCUAGGACCUCCUUCCAGGGAUUACAGCUGGCGGUGGCAGCGGUGAAAACCUCGAAAUGCUUUUUUUAUAACAUAGAUGUUAAUAUUAUUUAUGUUUAUUAUUUGCACAGAAGAGUUCUAGUGAGAUGUAUUUUAUAUAUUUCCAAGGCUAACACAGGAAAUGAAAGGUACCAAAAAAGAAAGUUUAUUUUUUAAAAUUUCUAACUAGAGUAUAUUGAAAAGAAAAAUAAGAGCUUUAUCAUAUAUAAAAGUUUAAAGAAGAGCGACA